This is a messenger RNA of Diachasmimorpha longicaudata, 4376 nucleotides long. It is a transcript of the gene bsf, whose product is annotated as bicoid stability factor. Gene Ontology annotation, cellular component: mitochondrion; nucleus. Bases 150 to 4184 code for a protein of 1344 amino acids. NCBI's taxonomy places the organism in Eukaryota, Metazoa, Arthropoda, Insecta, Hymenoptera, Braconidae. The record is from RefSeq and is a predicted model, not a curated record. Gene Ontology annotation, molecular function: mRNA 3'-UTR binding; protein binding. Gene Ontology annotation, biological process: regulation of mitochondrial translation. The transcript has 5 exons.
AAGCACCGUAGUUGUAGCUGCACAUGUGUGCAUAUAUAUAGUCAUGCGGCCAUUGCUGUAAGGCCUCCAUAGAGCAAAUUUUCCGACUUCUCCCGGGUAAGUCUUCCCUUCACGUGAAUUGCAGAUACGAAUAACGUGCAUAUAUCAUAAUGGCAACGCUAUUACGAUACGUCAAGUAUUUAAGACAAAAUCAUGGUAUCGCGAGAAGGAUAAGUUUGAGUCCAAAUCUUGUCGAGCCGAAUGUACCACGAGUUGGCCUCUACAACCAACGCAUAACCAACUCGACCAGAAAUUACGAAACCCGAGCUGUAAAUCGUCAAACUGCACCAAUUUACAGUUUUGAAAAGUCUUUUCAGUCUCUUCAAGUACAACUGAAACGUUCUGGAAGGACAAAUAAAGCGGAUAUUGAAAAGAUACUUGAAGAAAUACAAUUAACAGGAACUGUUCCAAGCUUGGAGGCACUGCUACUUAUUCGUUGUUGCGGAAGGCCCCUGAUUGAUCAAAAUGCAAAAGAAGGUGUUCGAUUGGUGCAGGAUAUAUGGGAUACCCUGGAAAGAUUGAAAAUUCCCAUGGAUGUAUCCCACUACAACGCCCUUCUCAGUGUCUACCUCGAACGCGACCACUCAUUCUCUCCCGCCGAAUUUCUCCAGAUGAUGGUGGACAAACAAAUCACACCAAAUCGCGUGACUUACCAUCGCCUGAUCGAAGGUUACUGUCGAAAAGGUGACAUCGCAAAUGCAACUAAAAUAAUAGAAAUGAUGCGGACCAACAAUUUACCCCUUUGCGAAAACGUCUUCAAUGCUCUCAUAACGGGUUACGCCGCGACAAAUGACAUGAAAAAUGCUGAGGCAACAUUAGAAACAAUGAAAUCCUCAGGAAUUGAGCCCUCAGCUGAUACCUACUGCGCCCUUCUCUGUGCCUACGCCAAACACGGAGACGUCCCCUCGAUCAUGAACACAAUGACGAAGUUGCAAUCGCUAGAAAUAACAUUAUUGGACCACCACCUGAUGGAAAUAAUAGAGAUAUUAGCAACUAACGGACACACUGAAAAAGCUGCAGAAUUCGCUUUAAAACUGCCGAAAGAUAUAAAACAAGAUACCGAAGUCGGUCGGCUGCUCAUCAAGUUAAUGGAUGGUAAACAAACCAAUCUUGCACUGGAAAUUCUCAAGAACACCACUGUAGACACAACCAGACUGCAGGCCCGAUGCAGUUUUCUACUGCGAGCAGUAGCAACCAAUCCACAAUUCACUAACGAUGAGAUAAUUAAUCUUUGCUCUCAUCUAGUAGACGAGGGUUUUCACGUACGACCUUUUGCUCUCGUACUUUAUCACAUUCUGUCACAGAAUGCAAAUCCUAGUGUUGCCAUUCCGGUUAUGAAGGCUUGGGAGAAACGAGGUGGAGAGAUAAGGGAGCACUACUUUUGGCCAUUGCUGAGAGCUCAGGCACGUGCCAGCAAUUAUCAAGGGAUCCUUGAUGUUCUCCAAUCAAUGGUCGAUGAUUUUAAAAUAAUUCCGUCAAUCGAUACAUUACGAGACUACACGAUUCCUUUCAUGUUUGGUACAUGGGACAAUAUAAUUGCUAAACUUCUACCUCUGGGUAUCGAAAAAUCCACAAUUUUGUACUCGAUCGCGCACAGAUCGAUUAAUGAUAAAAAAUUGAGAAAUGCUAUGAUGUUCAUGAGGUCUUACCCCAUAAAAUAUCCCAAGGAUCUGUUCGUGGAACAGAUGGCAUUCUCUUUAAAUAUGUGGGAUGAUACAAAAUCGUUUGUGACCAUUUUACGAUUUCUGGCCGAUGAAUCCAAUGAAAAUGACGAACAUAGUGAUAAUAUUCCGAUUGGUAUUGCCGAUGACGCAAUCGUAGCUGUGUUAUCUACUGUUCCAAAGUAUCGACCUAACAUAGUGGAGAAGCUGCUUCAAGAGUACGAGACUGCAGGUGUCAGUAUUUCUCCUGAAGUGGGGGAGACUGUGAAAUCCUUUUUCGAAUCUAACAAAGCAGCAGAACUGGAACCCCUCAUCUCCAAGCUGACCUCCGGCACGUUGAAAACAGUACCAAUGGAGCAAUACAAUCCCUACGAUAAAGAGAAUACCAAUGAUUAUAUCAAGAGGCCAGUCGGAAUAAACAUAACAGAUUUGAGAACUCAAUUUGCUAAUAAUCUGGAGAGUAAGAAUGAGGAGAAGAUUUUUAAAGUUCUACGACAACUUGAAUCAUUGGAUUAUUAUUCACCAGCGGUUUUAGCUCAAGCACUUGAGUUAUUCUGUUCUACGGAGAAUGUUGAAGGUGCUGAGCACUGUUUUAAUAAGUUUAAAGAGCAUUGUCAAGAAGCAACACUCGAUAGCAUGAAAUUAUUGAGCUUUGCCACACUUAUGGUGAAGAAAGAUCGUCUUCAAGAUGCUGUUAAGAUCCUCGCUGAUGGCCCAGUGCUGGAUGACAAUGAAAAAUUAUCACGAGGACUUAGAGUUAAAGUCAGAAGUCUGUUGGAGGCAAUGGCUGAGACACGCCAUGUCGAAAAUACCCAUCAGAUAUUCAAUUUACUGAAAUCGAAGAACUAUGUGGUCUGUGAUAAUUACACACUUGGACCUUUAGUGAAAGUACAUUUGCUCAGAAAUGAAGUUGACAAAGCGAUGGACCUUUUUGAACGUUUUUCAAAUGACUACAAAUGUACUCCAUAUAAAAAUGUUCUUGCAACAACCCUGAUCAAUGCUGAAGAUGCUAAUGCCCUUCAGCGAUUGACUGAUCUGUGUACCGAGAUUCAUGGAGAAAGUAAUGCUUUAGUUGAUCUUGCAAUACUUUUCUUGGAGACAGGAAGACCUAUUCAGGCAAGAAAAAUCCUUGAAACCUCUGGUAUUCAGAUAUUCAAUGACAAAAUCACAAGCGCCAUUAGACAUUUUGAUGUAAAUGACAAACCAUCAUGUGUCGAGUUGUUGACAAAAAUCAUGAGGAAUGUUGUGAGGAUAGAUCGAGGACAUUUGUACAAUUCUCUCAUUGAAUUCUAUAAUGAGAAAAAUGAUUAUCAGAAGGGUUUGGCUCUGUGGACAGAGAUGCAGGAAAUCGACGUGCAACCAACUAACUAUUUCCUUGGGACUUUGAGUUCAUUGUUGACGAGAAAUGGACAGCCAGUGCCUUUUGUUAUUCAAAACACUUCUCGUGGAUUAUCUCAGCCAUCUUCUACAACAGAGUCAUCACGUAAUUCACAGAGACAGAGAUACAGAAGGGCUUAUGAUGCUGGUAACAAAUUCAAUGAAGCUUUGAAGCGUCAGGAUUGGCCUGGGGCUGAGGAUAUCAUCAGGUCGGAAUUACGAACGAGGAAGGACAUGAAAGCCAUGUACUCCCAGUUGAUCAAGGCGACCCUGGAGGUUGGAGAGGUUGACAGAGCUGCUGAUCUUGUACGAUCUGUCAUUCACAAUUUGGGAGGAAUUAGCAGAGCGGUAUUUUCAUUGGUAUGUGAUGAAUUGCUGAGGAAGGAAAAGUAUUCGACAAUUGAGGAGAUGGGAAGCUAUUUGCAGGAAAUUCCUAAGGAUGAUCUUGAUUAUUAUAAAAUACUCUCCCAUUGUAUGAUUAAAAAAUUGGGAAUUCGAAAAUAUGUUGAGGGGCUGUCUGUUGAUGAAGAUGGAAUUAAAUAUGCUGAAAAGAAAAUUCACUUUGGAGCAAUGGUUCAUGGUUUGUUGGAUGAUCCUGAGUUCUUGGAGGAUUACGAAAAAUGGGCGAUAAAGAUGGCGGAUUCCCAGAUCACGAGGGCAGUGCAUACUUUGUGGAAUUAUCAUUUUAUUGCUAAUAAUGAUAAGGCUCAGGAGCUCUGGAGCAAAUAUAUUCUGCUUUCUAAUGCGCCAUUGGUGAGGCCCAUUAUUGAAGUGGCCGUCGAGAGGAAAGAUCCAGCCUUGUUGAAGAAAUUGGUGGCCGACUUGGACUCACACCCACGUUUAAAUGUUGGAACUAGGUGUAGAGCUAUUUCUGGAUUGAUUAGGGCUUAUAAUGCUACAGAGCAGUAUGACGAAGGAUUGAAAGUUCUGAAUGAGGCAAGCAAACGAUUUCGCCUUACGAUGCUGAGAUUAGACUGUCUUCAGGAACUCAAGGAUGGACUUGAAAAAUCUGGAAAAAUUUUCCCUUUCAAUCUGGAUAAAGAUGAUGAUAAUGUGGAGAGUGAGCUACGCCUGGACGAACGAUUACAAGAAUCUGGAAGAGCGUAGGAAGUUAGUGCUGAAGAACGAUCAAUUAUCAUUUAAUCUAAUUUCUCUACCGUUAAGAUAUGAUGAUUCAUCAUUAUAUAAAUAAGCAUAAAAUUUAUUGUCAACGUCGUUUCUCGUUCUGCAGAGUAGUUUUUGAUGUAUGACAGCCAAGAAAACAUGGGAUAACCAUUAAAGUAAUCUGUAUAAAAUUUA